Molecule: messenger RNA, 1726 nt
Organism: Menidia menidia (Atlantic silverside)
Lineage: Eukaryota; Metazoa; Chordata; Actinopteri; Atheriniformes; Atherinopsidae
Source: the annotation of a GenBank genome assembly
AUAGACAAGGCUUGGGCGAGACACCAUGUUCCCAGCAUUUCUUGAGCACAGGUCACUAUUCUGCAGAGUGCGCUCCACACUUUUGAGAACUGAGCUGAAUAGAGAGGUGUUCAUAGAUGGAUCCAGGGGGCUUUGAAGACUGGUUGGCUGACAUGACUAAAUUUGAGCCAGAUCUUUUCCAAAGCUGGAUUUCUGAAUGAAAUACAGAGUGGACAAAGGCAAAUGGAUUAAUCACAUAAUGUUUUGUCUUUGUUAAUCUAGUGGGUGUUUGACUGUUAUCACUAUUCUACGCACCAAUCAGUUUUGGAUUGAGGAGAAAGUUAUUCUGCGUCAGGAGUUUGACCAAAAGAGACAUGUCCAAUGACACCUGCAACCUCCCACUGGAAACAGACACCUUUGGUCUGACCUGUAUUUAUGGUGUUAUCUUCUCUUUGGGUCUCCCCAGCAAUCUGCUUUCCCUCUGGGGUUUGUACCACCUUGGUCGCUCAGGUGGGGGAGGCUGUCAGCUGGUAUACAUCCUCAACUUGUUGCUGUCAGACCUCCUCCAGCUCCUCACCUUACCGUUGUGGAUCCUUUAUCUUCAACUUAAACACAGCUGGCCCUAUGGCCAGCUGACCUGCGAGCUGGUGGGCUAUGUGUUUUACGUUAACGUAUAUGCCAGCGUCAUGUUUCUUUGCCUGAUAGCAAUGGACCGCUGCCUGGCCAUCGUUUACCCACUCAGCAGCCGGGGGAUACGCACUGUCAGGGUGGCAGCUGUAUCGGGAGUAGCUGUGUGGACCCUAACCUUCCUGUUUUGCCUAAGUGGACUGCUGCCGUCGGUGUUUGACUCUGACAGACUGCUCUGUCUCGAGCAGUACCCCGUCAGCCCCAGAUAUGCUCACUUUAAGAUCAUCACCGUGGUGCUUGGUUUCCUGCUGCCAUGUGCCAUUCUAGGCUACACCUCAGCCCACAUCGGUGUGACCCUUCGACGUUCUCCUUCUCUUUCUGACCAUGAGCGGCACAAAAUAGUUGGAAUCCUGGUUGUAAUAACUGUCAACUUUAUCGUUGUCUUUGGACCUUACCACCUUGUGGGGGGAUACAGGUUUGUGUCGUUGCUGCACACGGAUGAGCCAUGUGGAUUUGAGCGUUCCAUUUUCCUCAUCUAUCGCCUGUGCUACGGUCUGACCAGCCUCAACACCCUGUUGGACCCCCUCUUUUACAUCUUCCUCUGCCCUGAUGCUCGACUAGAGCUGCAAAGGUCUCUGCCCUGUUUGGGAAGAGGGCUUAACAACCACAAAAACAUGACCAUGAGCACUAGAUAUCAUCUUGACACCCAGGAAGAGGGCGAAAACAACUAAACAACUGUCUGGCUGUUUAAAAUGGAUUUGAUGAUAACGCUUAUUGCUCCAGCAAACUCAGAACAAUUGUGCCAUCAUGUGGAAAUGCAUGUGCUUGUUUUUGCAGCAUGAAUAUUCAGCAUGAAGUUUCUGCAUCAUAUAUUGAAAAACUCUGCUUUCAGGUUUUCACAGAACAGUUUGUACAAAUCUUAAAGUACAGAGACUUUAACUUGUGCAACGCAAUUCCAGUCCAUUAUUUUAAAUUUACUGAUUCUGCAUGCUCACAUUGUGGCAUUAACAGCACACACGGACAAAAAGAAUUACACCAGAAAAUCAUUAAAUCAUCUACUGACCACAUUUGUGUGUUUUGAGUUUCAUAAGAGUGUAAAAAUAAACUACUGUGAAUAAGC